This is a messenger RNA of Camponotus floridanus (Florida carpenter ant), 1965 nucleotides long. Its product is annotated as nucleolar protein 9. Gene Ontology annotation, molecular function: RNA binding. The transcript has 2 exons. The coding region runs from base 127 to 1941 and encodes 604 amino acids. Gene Ontology annotation, cellular component: 90S preribosome; nucleolus; preribosome, small subunit precursor. The record is from RefSeq and is a predicted model, not a curated record. Lineage: Eukaryota; Metazoa; Arthropoda; Insecta; Hymenoptera; Formicidae. Gene Ontology annotation, biological process: ribosomal small subunit export from nucleus; endonucleolytic cleavage in 5'-ETS of tricistronic rRNA transcript (SSU-rRNA, 5.8S rRNA, LSU-rRNA); endonucleolytic cleavage in ITS1 to separate SSU-rRNA from 5.8S rRNA and LSU-rRNA from tricistronic rRNA transcript (SSU-rRNA, 5.8S rRNA, LSU-rRNA).
ACGAAUAUGUACGUGUGAUUUGUUUUCAAGAAUAGGUUAAGUUAUAGAAAGCACGUGCCCUCUCGCAUAGAUAACAUAAUAUAUAAAUACAUCUCUUUAGGUACGUUAAUCGUCAAAUCGAGGAACAUGACUGGAGCACAAGAGGUUUGUGGGACAAAACGAAAGAAGAAACGUUCUCACGCGCAAAUGGCAAAAAAAUUUGCUCGUCAGAGAAACUCGAGUAAUAAUUUGGACCAGGACACCUAUCAGUACAUGAUUCGUAUUGUCGAGUUGAUGCGCAAAGAUUUCUCUUCUUCUGAGGAAAAACUGAUAUUUGUGCAGAAUGUUUACCAGGAGAUGACAGGCCAUGAAGUCAAUUGCGCGCGUAAUCAAACCGGAUCUUAUGUCAUGGAUUCUCUCCUGAAAUACGCUAGCUUAGAAAUAAUUCAGAAAUUGAUACAGGCAUUUGAAUCCUCUUUAAGGCAGUUGAGCAGCGAUAAGUGUGCUAGUCAUGUUUUACAAAAAGUAAUAAUGAUCUGUGCUGACAGAGGCAAUCAAAUCUCUACAUCAAUCACAAAUAAGGUUGCAACGAAUAAGACAAAAUUGGACAGAAAAGCUAUCGAUGCUGUCAUUGAAGUUAAGCCAUCUGAAGUAAAUUCUUACAACGAUAUUGUUCUGAAGCUGAGCAAAUAUUUUCUUAACAAUAUAGAGGAAUUUGUGUUUGACACUUAUGCUAAUCACGUGUUACGGACAGUCGUCAAAUGUUUAGGAGGAUUAAUUGAGGAUAGUGAAAAUAAUAAGAAAUCUACUGUGCCACAUCUCACAGAGAGGCGUCCUGUGAUACAAGAUUAUAAGGAUUUGUUAAUACAAAGUUGCGAUCGUUUGCAGAAAUGGCCACAAUUCUAUCAAUUUGGGCAGCAAGAAAUUACUUCUGGCUUAGUACAAUGUAUCUUGUAUUCUUUGAAAGAUAUUGACCAAAAUUUAACAAAAACCAUUAUUAAGAAAAUUAUAAAAGAAUGUUUUAAAACAGAUGAAGACAAAAAGCUAUUGAAUAUAUUUAACACAGAAUCCUCUAGUAGGUUAUUGGAAGCUUGUUUAAUGAUAGCACAGCCAAAAACUUUCACAAAACUAUAUAAUACAUAUUUUGCUGAAAAUUUGGAACAUUUGUGUGUGACACAGAAUACCAAUUUUAGUGUACAAAGAUUAUUAGAUUAUUGCACUACCAAGGAACUCUUUGAAGAAAUAUUUGAUAAAAUAUCAGAAUACUUUCCGAAAAUUCUUAAGCAAGGUUUCACUGGGAUAUUAGUCAGCACUGGAAAUGCAUGCUUAAGAUUGCAAACAAAACAAGGUGCAUUUGUAAAUGCAAUGAUCAAGCUGCUGAAAUGUGAUACAUCUACAGAUGAUCAGACACAUCUUGUAUGGUGUAUAGUGACUUUAAAAGAUUCAGCUCAACUAAAAGCUAUUCAAAAUAAUACACAACAAUUCAACUUACAUGGAAGUUUAAUAACACAAGCCAUACUGAAUUUCAACAAACCUAUCAAAAUUGUGAAUUCCUUAUUAGAGAUGAACAAUGAAAAAUUAUUGCAAUUAUUCAGUGAUCCAAAAGGCAGUCGAAUCCUGGAUGCUUUCAUGGACAGCAAAUACAUUGGCGAAAAGAGCAGGGAAAAAUUAUAUAAAAAAUUGCAAGGUAUUUGGGCAGAAUUAGCAAAAAGCACACAUGGAUCUAGAUGUGUGGACAAAAUGUGGAUAUGGGCGCGUAUGAAUCAAAAGAUCUUUAUUAUGGAAGAAUUGGCUACAGCUGGAAAAUCUUUAGAAUCCACGAAAUCAGGUAAGAUUAUCUCUGCAAAACUGAACGUUCCAUUAUUCGCAAGAAAUAAAAAGGACUGGUCGGAAUCGCAAGGUAAAGAGGAGAAAACUAAAGCGUUGUUUGCAGAUAUUAUCGGAAAGACUCCUAGAAAAUGAAAAAUAUAAUAUUACAUGUCACAA